This is a messenger RNA of Hemicordylus capensis (graceful crag lizard), 1229 nucleotides long. It is a transcript of the gene CHMP1A, whose product is annotated as charged multivesicular body protein 1A. Lineage: Eukaryota; Metazoa; Chordata; Lepidosauria; Squamata; Cordylidae. The record is from RefSeq and is a predicted model, not a curated record. The transcript is spliced from 7 exons. The coding region runs from base 500 to 1090 and encodes 196 amino acids. Gene Ontology annotation, biological process: endosome transport via multivesicular body sorting pathway; protein transport; late endosome to vacuole transport. Gene Ontology annotation, cellular component: ESCRT III complex; multivesicular body.
AAUAUACACAUACACAUAAACAUAUAUAUAUAGAGAGAGAGAGAGUAUUAGAAGUGAAAAUAAAAUAUUACAAUGCAAUAUGCUUUAUCUAGUUGGCUGUGUGGCUCAAGUUAGGGUCAUGUCAGACCACCCCGGCCUAAGCAUAUGCAGAAUUGUUCCCCCCCACCAAAAAAAAACUCUGCACAGAGGAGUUUCAUACAGUCUCUUUUCUUUUCGCUGCCACGGCAACGCCGACCAGCGACUCGGCAGGAGAGCGCGUCCCUUUCUCGGGCACGUGACUGGCGGCUCUCUCUCCGUCUGUGGUCUACGCACGCGAGGAAGUGCAGGCGACUGCUGAUGACGGACGGGCGUUGCGCGAGGUGAGGAGGAUGAGAUCGCGCGAGAGGAGCCGGGAGAGGCUGAGGGGCGUGGCAGGGAGCGAGAGAACACCGGAAGUGGCCGGAACGAGAGCCCGGAAGUCCUGGCAAGAGGAGGAAGCAAGCAGAGGACGGUGGCCAGGAUGGACGAUACGCUCUUCCAGUUAAAGUUUACAGCCAAGCAGUUGGAGAAACUUUCCAAGAAGGCAGAGAAGGACUCCAAAGCGGAACAAGCCAAAGUCAAGAAGGCCCUUCAGCAGAAGAAUGUGGAGUGUGCCCGUGUCUACGCGGAGAAUGCGAUCCGGAAGAAGAACGAAGGGUUGAACUGGCUCCGCAUGGCUUCCCGAGUAGAUGCGGUAGCCUCCAAGGUCCAGACAGCAGUGACCAUGAAGGGGGUAACUAAGAACAUGGCCCAGGUGACCAAGGCGUUGGACAAAGCGCUCAAUUCGAUGGAUCUGCAGAAAGUUUCCGCCGUGAUGGACAAGUUUGAGCAGCAGGUCCAGAACUUGGAUGUUCACACUUCGGUGAUGGAGGACUCAAUGAGCUCGGCCACCACGCUGACCACGCCCCAGGAGCAAGUGGACAGCCUGAUCGUCCAGAUCGCCGAGGAGAAUGGCCUGGAGGUCAUGGACCAGCUGAACCAGCUGCCCGAGGGUGCCUCCGCUGUGGGAGAGAGCUCUGUGCGUUCCCAGGAGGACCAGCUGUCGCGAAGGUUGGCUGCAUUGCGGAAUUAACUCGCCCUUGUGGACUGCUGCUUCUGCCUUGGCCAUAUAUGAUUUGCAGGGUGACUGUGGGAAACCCCUGGCCUCCCGCCCCUCACAAUCCUGCUCUUUGUGACCAGAAGGGAAGCCUGGUCUCCCACUCCUCUGGCCU